Messenger RNA from Giardia duodenalis, 1794 nucleotides. Its product is annotated as High cysteine membrane protein Group 2. The transcript has a single exon. NCBI's taxonomy places the organism in Eukaryota, Fornicata, Diplomonadida, Hexamitidae. The record is from RefSeq and is a predicted model, not a curated record. The coding region runs from base 1 to 1794 and encodes 597 amino acids.
AUGUGGCUAGUCUGGCUCGGACAGCUCAUAAGUCUCAGUUAUUCUUUUUGUCCCCUGCGCAAUUGCAUAAAGUGUCCAGUCACUGAUGCUGAUAAGCUUUGCGAAGUUUGUAAGCUUGGAUAUUAUCUCGAUUCCACAGAUAACGUUUGCUUGCCUUGCUCCACGACCGUAACACACUGUAGCAGGUGUAGCGCUGACGGCAAAAGCUGCUAUUCAUGUGCUGAUGGUCGUGUACUGAAAACAGUUUCUACAGGGCAGUCGACCACACAGGAAUGUUUCCUUAGUCAGGAACAGCUCUGUAGUGCAGUGUCCAACUGUGGUCUUUGCACCGUCACUGAUAGCACUACUACUUGUGAUGCAUGUCUGCCAGGAUACUUCCUGCAAAGCUCUUCAAAUGCUUGUGUGAAAUGCGCUGAGAAUUGCGUCUAUUGUUCAGCAGAGUCCACCUGCACAUCUUGUAAGGAUAACUAUACACUUUCAUCACCGCUGCCUUCUACCUGCACUGCAUGCACUCUUCAGAACUGUGACCUGUGCUAUGAUGGUUCUAUUUGUGACACUUGCUCUAGUGGAUUCCACCACAACGAUGCUGGAACUUGUGUGCAGAAUACUAACUGUGAUGAUGUUGGAUGUAAGGAAUGCAACGGUGGACAUGCUCCGUGUACGAAGUGCUACAAAGGAUAUUACCUUACAGGUCAGACCUGCACUCUAUGCAGCGUCGACAUCUCCAACUGUAUCCUCUGCGAUUCUCCAUCUGCAGGAGCCUCUUCCCGUGCUACUCUGUCAUGCACUCGGUGCCAACAGGGUUAUCACUUGAGGGAUAAUGCCUGUGAGUCCUGCUCAGAUAUAACUAAUCACUGCCAGAGCUGCCCUAGUGGAAUUUGUACGUCCUGUGAGCCAGGGUACCAGUUGAUGAACUACCCGCGCUACUGCAAAGAGAAAACAACAACAGAUUGCUCAAAUCUCAGCAACUGCCUGGCUUGCACGUCUGAUUCUCGAUGCAUUAGCUGUGCGCCUGGGUACUCACCAACAAAUGGUGUUUGUGAGCUUUACACUGGCUGCGCCGUUGCCAACUGCGGGAUCUGCAGGAGCGAUCAAUACACCUGUGACUUCUGCGUUCGUGGAUACAGACUAGAGAAUAACCAGUGUAUAUCGAAGUGUACAGAUAGAAACUGUCAUACCUGUAGCCCUGGGGCAGACGGACAGGAGGUCUGCAAACAGUGCAUGCCUGGAUACAUCCUUGAUACAGACAGUAGCGUGUGCACCUCAUGCGGCGUUGAAAAGUGCGUUUCGUGUUCUGUAUCAACAGAAGCAAAGAAGGCGUCAACUAGCCAUGCCUAUAGGAGCUUCUCUAGGUGGUUACAGCAGUUCCAAUCCAAGAGAGCUGCAACCGCUCCAUCUAACCGGAUAGAGGAUUGGGAACAUAAGUUGAAAGCAAUAGCACAGUAUUAUAGACUCACUGAUAUCCAAUUGAAUAACCUGCGGGUUGUUCUCUAUGAUUACUUUACAAAUGGAUCCAUUUCUAUGCAUUUAUUCAACGACUCCGACCUUAUUUUGAAAGAAAUAUCUAAGGUAUAUACCAGCGGCAAACAAGGAGUAACGGAGGCCAGCCUAUCUAGUGCCAAGCUGUUUGUCUGCUCAAAGUGUGAAGACGGGUAUACCCUAACGCACAAUACCUGUGUGAAGCAAACCCUGACUGCAAGUAAUAUUGUGGGCAUAAGUGCCGGUGUCAUUUUAGCAGUCGGGAUAAUUGCUGGGGCAAUAGUCAUGACAGUAACUUCAAAGAAGCACAAGUAG